Messenger RNA from Cyprinodon tularosa, 1381 nucleotides. Its product is annotated as immunoglobulin superfamily member 5-like. Gene Ontology annotation, biological process: cell-cell adhesion. The transcript is spliced from 10 exons. The record is from RefSeq and is a predicted model, not a curated record. Bases 182 to 1267 code for a protein of 361 amino acids. Lineage: Eukaryota; Metazoa; Chordata; Actinopteri; Cyprinodontiformes; Cyprinodontidae.
UGAAUCAUGGGGCAAAGUUUCCUGAGCUCUUUAAUGUUUAACAGAACAGUUCUGGAUGACAUCACUGUACACCCGGUGCAAGGAGAGGAAUGGUAUGGCUGAAAUGCUUCCUCUUAGUGUGUUUAUGCACAGGAACACCAGACUGAGGAUGGCCUGUAAAUAAAAAGCUGACUUUUCAAACAUGGAUAUUCUUCCUCUUUUAGUGCUGCUUCUUUCAUGCCAGAGUGAAGUAAGAACACAGAUGACUCUGACCCCUGCGAGCCUCACGGUCGUCCGAGGAGAUGAGGCCAAAUUCACUUGCAGCACCUCCAACACUCUAUGGACUGUCAUGGUGUGGCUUCUAAGGGAUAGACCAGUACUAACUAUCUCCAAGCAGAAUGGAGUUUUGCCUUCUGUCAACCCAAACGUGACGGCUGUGAAAUGCUCCAGCUCAAAAACAGACUGCUGGGAGUUUAUACUGAGGAGGACAGAGAGGGACAGCCAAGGACAAGUUGUGUGUGAUUUGCAACAGAUUGAUAAAAGGACAGCAGCGCUGUUCGUACAAGAGAAGGGCACUGUGAGGCUGUUUGGAGAGAACCGGUUGGCUUUUAAAGGAGAGUUGGUCCUGUUUCAGUGCCAAGGAGCUGGAUGGUAUCCUGAACCCACUCUGCAAUGGCAGGUGUAUGAAAAAAUGGUGAGCAAGGAUGAAUACAACAUCACCUUGGAGGAGAAGGAGAAUCUCUUCACUGUCUCCAGCAACCUCAGCAUUCCAGCAGAGAGGAGCUCUGCGGUGGGCUGUCUGGUUUCUGUGCCUGCUCUAAAAGAACCUCUGGAAAGCAGCCUCAAUCUAACAGUAGUCGCAGAGGUGAUCAAGGAAGAGGAUGACUGCACAGUCCUGGUGGCAGUAAGCGCCUCUCUAGCUGCUGUUCUGCUGCUUGUGCUGCUUGUGCUGCUCUCCAUAAGCAUCGUCAUCUGCUACAGGCGGAGGAAAAAAGCAAAAAAAAAGCAGCAGGAGGUGAUAAGGUUCAACCAAUCGCAUUAUGGAGGGAACCCAGUUGCCGAGGCGACAGGCGGGAAUGUGAAUCAGGGGUUUUCCAGUGAGGACUCAACAGGUAUGGACAGCGGUGAGUUUAUCAUCGGAACUCGCAGCCAUAUGGACUUUGACACCUUCCACCAGGUCCCUGAUGUUGUACACUCCAGCAGCCUCUCUUUGCACACUGAGGGCCAAAGCACAGAGUUUCAAGAAGACGGAACAUACAGCGUUGUCAGAAGAAUUACCACAGUUUAAAUACUUUCCUUUUUUGUCAUUUACUGUCAACGUUUUAUACUUUCUGAAGCAGCACAAUAGUGUGAUAUUGAGCUUAAUGUAUUUCAAUAAAUGGUUAUUUUAGAUGUGCUGAUA